Molecule: messenger RNA, 1530 nt
Organism: Phytomonas sp. EM1
Lineage: Eukaryota; Euglenozoa; Kinetoplastea; Trypanosomatida; Trypanosomatidae
Source: the annotation of a GenBank genome assembly
AUGCUUCUUCGAACCACACUUUCGCUAAGGCCCAAUGUGGUCAUCGUAGGGACAGGAUGGGCAGGCUGCUAUGCAGCUCAUCGACUAAAACCAUCCAUAUGCAAUAUUCAAGUCCUUUCAACUCGCAACCACAUGGUGUUCACUCCACUUUUGGCGCAUACAACCACUGGAACACUGGAAUUUCGCUCAGUCUGCGAACCCAUCAUGAACAUUCAGCCAGCUUUGGUGAAUCUGCCACACCGCUUUUACCGUUGUAUGGUGUACGACGUGGAUUUCGACGAAAAAGUUGUUAAGUGUGUUGGUGUAGGUGUGCCUGGCGCCACAGAGAAACUUCCUGUGCAUGUUUUCAACGUCCAAUACGACUAUUUGCUCCUCGCCCACGGCUCGCGCCCCAACACAUUCAACAUCCCUGGUGUAACUGACAAGGCUUUUUUCCUUCGUGAGGUCAACGAGGCACGAGGCAUUCGCAAGCGCCUCGUGCAAAACAUCAUGGCCGCGGACCUUCCGACAGUCCCGGUCGAGGAAACCAAGCGUCUCCUUCACACUGUAGUGGUAGGUGGUGGGCCGACGGGGAUCGAGUUCGCCACGAGCCUUGCAGAAUUUUUCCGUAAGGACAUCGCCCGUGUGAGUCGCUCCUUACAGCAACACUGCAAAGUGACGGUGCUUGAGGCGAAUGAAGUUCUGGGGACGUUUGACCAAGCUCUCCGGAACUAUGGGCAACGGCGGUUGGCGGAGUUAGGGGUCAACGUCGUCAACACCGCCGUGGUGUCUGUCACGGAAAGGGGGGUUGUUACCACCGGCGGGGAGGUCCUGGAGGCUGGGCUAGUGGUCUGGAGCACCGGCGUGGGGCCCACCAUGCUGACUCAGAUCCUCGAGUGCGACAAGACGUCGCAGGAGCGCAUCUCGGUCGAUGAGAACCUCCGCAUACUUCGUGAUGGGAAACCGAUUCCAAAUGUUUUUGCCGCGGGUGACAGCGCAGCAAACGCGAAGGAGCCGUUGCCUACGCUGGCGGCCGUCGCUAGGCGACAAGGAACUUACCUUGGUGAGCAAUUAAACCAUCUGAUCACCAAGGGCACAAUGACGAAGUCCUUUGAAUAUCAAAGCUUGGGCAGCAUGGUAUCUUUGGGUGAUGCAAGCGCUAUUGUUUCCCUCGGGUCGAAGCGUAAACUUGGUUUUCGGGGUCUCAAGGCUCUAUGGUUUUGGAAGAGUGCCUACCUCACCAUGAUAGGAUCCCUGCGAAGUAAACUAUAUGUCUUCGUUAAUUGGUGCGGUAGCCAUAUAUUCAGUCGUGAUAUCACGUAUAUUGGCGAUCUUAGCGAAGAUCGACUGUACAAAAUCUUGGCUGGGCAUGAGGUGUCCCGAGCAAAGAACCGUCCCAAGGCAACAGAAGCGCUUAAGAUGAUGACGCCGACGCAGACGUUUACAUCUGAACUCUUGGAAGAUUCCGUGGAGCAGGGUUUUAUUUCACGCGAAGACAAGACUCAGACAGUGCACGCCCCACAGGAAGACAUAAAAUCUAAAAAUGCAUAA